Molecule: messenger RNA, 1269 nt
Organism: Ectocarpus siliculosus
Lineage: Eukaryota; Phaeophyceae; Ectocarpales; Ectocarpaceae
Source: the annotation of a GenBank genome assembly
AUGAAGAUCCCACCACGGUCGGCGAUCGUCAACGAAGAAGUGCCUGCUCACAACAAUGGCGAAUCAACCUCAUCGGGAGCGGGCGCCAACGACCAGAAUUCAGAGGCUGUUUGUGUACGAUUUUUCCCACGCAAGGGAAACACCUCCCUCGGUAGAACCUAUGCAUGCCUUCAAACGCCAGGCCUCAUGGCUCUCAAUUUCUGCUCGGCGGUGGGAAUCGUGGCGGCCAACAAGGCGCUGUUUCGCCACACGGAGGGAUUGGGCUUCGCCACGUCGCUAACGGGAAUCCACUUCUUGGCCACAGCCGUCGGAGUGCGGGCGUGCCGUCUUUGCGACAUAUACAAAGUCAAGCCCCUCAAGCAGACCCAGGUGCUGCCGAUCACGCUGGCUUUCUGUGCUUUCGUGGCCUUCAACAACCUCAGCCUCCAGUACAACGACGUUUCCUUUUACCAGCUCAUGAAGAUUCUCACGACACCCGCCGUCGUCGUACUCCAGCUGGUUCUUUUCAAGGUGGUUUUGCCCUUCAAGCUGUUGGUCACUCUCGUGCCCAUCUGCGGGGGGGUGGCUCUGGCGACAGCCAACGACACGGAGGUUUCCGCGGAGGGGGCGUCUUGGGCGUUGGCGGGACUGUUGGCUGCGGCCGGGUACCAGAUCUUGGUCAAAAGCACCCAGGACAACCUGCAGCUUCUUCACCACCAAGCCCCACAAGCUGCGGUUUUGAUCCUGAUGGUGGCGCCGUUUUUCGACGACACGGGGGAGCUCGUUGCGAUGAUGAUUCGAACCUUCUCAGCGGUAGAACCCCCGCUUUGGCUUCAUUCUACUCCUGCGAACGGGAGCGGGACAACGGCAGGGUCGGGACAGACGGCGGGAGCAGGGGUGUUUUGGGUGGGGAUGGUGUUCCUGUCGUGUCUGUUGGCGUUCCUGGUCAACCUGAGCACCUUCCUCGUCAUCGGAAGGACUUCCCCCGUCUCGUACCAGGUUCUCGGCCACUUCAAGCUUGUGGUCAUUCUGCUGGUGGGAGUGGUAGGGUUCGGGGAGCAGUCCAGCUCCGCACGCCUCUCCGGCAUGGCCCUCGCCCUCGCGGGCAUCGUAGGUUACACCACGCUCAAGCAGGGCCUCGGCAGCGGCUGGGAAGGACACAGCAGCGGUAGCAGGGAUGAACCCAGGCCACCAAUGGGGGACAAAUCGAGCAAACAUUGGUGGCGGGCGAGCUGGGCCCGCGUACACGUUGACGUCGCACGAAAAGGGACAGCUGUAGGAAGGGGUUGA